CAUAUUCUGUUACAAUAAACGAAGAUCCUUCAAAGUUCGACGAACUUAUUUUUUAUACAUUUCUUUUCAAAUAUACAUUUCAUAAUAAAUAAAAUAUGCAGCUCGAAUUAUAUAAUCAGAUAAUAACUUCAAUUCGACAAUUUCAUGGAUUGUCGAAGGAUUGUGCAAAAAUGUUAAAGGAAAAAUACGACAAUGUGCCAAAUAAUACAUUGUACAGUAUAUUAUCGUUAGAGAUACAACAAAAGAUGAAGAUCAAUCACACUAAAAUGUUUGGUCCCAAUAAAAAUUAUUAUGAAAGUUACAUAGAAGCUGUACAGAAUGGAGAACCUAUAGGGAUCUUAUUAAAAAUGGCAAAAGACAUAGAUGCACCACCAGCUUUAUUAGCGCGUAAUGUUUUAGAAAAACAUUGUGGCCAGGAAGAUUCUACUGUUUCUCGAAAGGAUAUUAGCAGACUUUUUAAGGAUACAACUCUAAUAGAAGAUAAGGAUCUAUCUUAUGAAGUGUAUUUGUGUAUAUUAUACGAUGAUCUUUACGGACCGAUAGCAGAUGCUAUGGGCAAUUCGAUAGGUCAAGAAUAUGAGAUGAAAUUACAGAAUUAUUUGAUAGAACGAAAUCUCGCGUUUCGUAACGAAGAACAUUUACGAUCAAGAGGAUACGACAAAACGCCAGAUUUUAAACUGGAAGUUCCUAUCGCGGUGAAUGGUUUCGUUGUUAAUUGGAUUGAAUCAAAGGCGCGUUUUGGUAAUCCUGAAAUGCAUCAAAAAUAUAUAAAGGAACAAUUUCUAAGUUAUUGGAAUAGAUUUGGUCCUGGUCUCGUUAUUUAUUGGUUUGGUUAUUUGAAUACUCUGAAUCAACCCAGUGAGAAGAAAUUUAUUAUUAUGGAUCAUUUUCCAGAAGAAAUCACGUAUAUGGAUCCAAAUUCGAUCAAACCAACAACAUCGUGAUUGUAAAUAAUAUUAUAGUUUAUUAAUUUUUUUUUUUUAUUUUUAUUUUUUUUUUUUUUUUAUUUUUAUUUUUUUUUUUUUUUUUUUUUUUUUAUAUAUCAUUUUAAUCACAAUUUUCACAAUCGUAUAAACAUUUCAAACGAAAUACAUCCUUGUUUUUCUCUCUAAUAUACAUGUAAAUCCGUCCUUGAAUAAGAAGAACUCGAAAACUAGAGCACGGUGGCUGUAAACGGUAGAAACGCACCUGGGUUUGCCGCGCAAGCGAGAUGAUACGCUUAUUUAUAUAUCCAGCUGUGUUUGUCCGUAAGCGCCGCCGCUGUCGUGAUUUCAAAGCCAGUGUGCAGUUUUCGGGCAUCGGUUAUCAUCGUACGUACGGAAUCAGGAAAAACGUCAGGAAAUAUUUGAGGAAAAAUAUUUCUCAUUAUUUUAGUCGCGAAUGUGAAAAGUGAUAUCGAUUUUGAAUUGUAGUGUUCGUUAAACUUUAUAUAUGUAACAUCGAAGUAACAUAAAAAAGUGUUUCGUGAAAGUUCAUUGGUGAAGCGAAAAAUAAACUACGUUUUGCAUAACAAUAAACGUCUGCACGAGUACACGAUAACGGCUCGUUUAUCUGUCUCACCUUUUUCUAUAAUAAGUUGAAUUUUUUUUUUUGAACAAGUCGUUAUCAACGUGCGAACAUCAAUUAUAUUUAUCGCUUCUUAUCGAUUAAAUGAUCAGUAAUAACGAAUUUGAUCAAGAGUAUAAAACUUAAUGACAUUAACCGGCUUCUUUUGUGUGUAUGUGUGCUCUACAUUUGCUAGUUCAAGGUCUUUCGAUACCUUGAAUCGAUUGAAUUGUAUGUGAAAGAGAGAGAGAAAGAGAGAUAGAGAAGAGAGAUAUAUAACCAUUGCAAGAUAACGCGAACGCAGACGCGUCAAGUAUUCAGCAUUGAGAAAGAGAAAAAAAA
This is a messenger RNA of Vespa mandarinia (Asian giant hornet), 1887 nucleotides long. RefSeq names its product CDAN1-interacting nuclease 1-like. The record is from RefSeq and is a predicted model, not a curated record. NCBI's taxonomy places the organism in Eukaryota, Metazoa, Arthropoda, Insecta, Hymenoptera, Vespidae.